Messenger RNA from Magnusiomyces paraingens, 843 nucleotides. RefSeq lists its product as uncharacterized. The record is from RefSeq and is a predicted model, not a curated record. The coding region runs from base 1 to 843 and encodes 280 amino acids. NCBI's taxonomy places the organism in Eukaryota, Fungi, Ascomycota, Dipodascomycetes, Dipodascales, Dipodascaceae. The transcript has a single exon.
AUGAAUAAACCAAACCACAAAGUUAUCAUGCGCCGCAUUUUUGGUCCAAAACGUCGUCCAAUUACUGGGUCAAAACCAGUUAGAUAUUUAUUUGUUCGACAAAACGUCCAUAUCCAUCUUAAUCCUAGGUAUAUAGAUCCAGGCUCAUCUGGUUUACUAACAUCUGCGUUGGUUGCAAAUGUCUCCGAAGCCUUGGCCACGUCGUUUACCUCAGAUAUGUCAGGUACUUUUGAAACUCAAGCUACGAUUCCACCUUCAAAUGAUUUUAUUUUAGAACCAGAAAUGGUACCAUUGACACCAGCUGCAAGUCCUCCUGCAACAACAAUGGAUCUAGUAGAGAAUGAUAUUAUUGCGAUCCCAGAAACUCAAGUUACAGAAACUUUGACCGAAAUUCUCAACAGUGAAUCUCAGGCCUUGACUGCUAAUACAAUUGUCACUACUGGGAAUCCCAACUCUCAAUCUGCAAAUUCCAUCAACAAUAAUUCAAAAGAACCUUCAAGUUUUAAAACUUCUAAUGACGAGCCACUCAAUCUUCAACCACCUGUUUCUGCUGAACCCCCUCAAGAGCCUUCAUCCAAGAGAAACAGAGAAAACGAAGACAAUACAGAAGCUGAAGAGCCCAAUCUUCUUGAUAUUGUUUUAAAAGAAUACCGUCAUUUACGAAAAAAAGCAAAGAAAAACAAAUCAAACGAAUCUUCAGUCACAAAGUUACAGCAAACAAUGACCGGAUUUUCCAAAAUCUAUCUAAGCGCUGUUCUUCCAAAAUUUAAACCUACCAAGCGUCGUAGUAAGGCGAAAAAGUUAAAACUAAAAGGCCUAGAUAAAGACCAGAUAAGCCAGUAA